This is a messenger RNA of Octopus sinensis (East Asian common octopus), 690 nucleotides long. RefSeq names its product inorganic pyrophosphatase-like. Gene Ontology annotation, cellular component: cytoplasm. The coding region runs from base 1 to 690 and encodes 229 amino acids. The transcript is spliced from 6 exons. The record is from RefSeq and is a predicted model, not a curated record. Gene Ontology annotation, molecular function: inorganic diphosphate phosphatase activity; magnesium ion binding. NCBI's taxonomy places the organism in Eukaryota, Metazoa, Mollusca, Cephalopoda, Octopoda, Octopodidae. Gene Ontology annotation, biological process: phosphate-containing compound metabolic process.
AUGUCAGAUUCUGUCUUGGAAUCGGGACAAGUUUGUUCAGUCAAGGUGUUAGGAGUGCUGUGUCUGCUUGACCAAGGGGAGACCGACUGGAAGGUUAUUGGAAUUUGUACUGAUGACCCUCUUGCCUCACAGUUGAACGAUAUUGACGACGUGGAGACGCUCAUGCCGGGAUUUCUUUCGGUAAAUUGGUUUAGAGACUACAAGAAGCCCGACAACAAGCCUGCUAAUAAAUUUGGACUGAACGGGGAGUUUCGAGGAUAUAGGGGUGUUGAAAUGCAGUAUAAUCUGGGUCAAUACCUAAGAAGUCGAUAUUCAUUUUUUGAAAGAUAUUUUAAAAAAGACAUAGAGAUCCUAUCAUCUGACAGUGAUCGGGCAAUAAGCAGUGCAAUGGCCACUCUGGAAGGCCUUUUUCCUACUCCUAAAACUGAUAUCAUGGAUUUUAAAACCCCGUGGAGUCCAAUUCCAGUCCGCACAAUUCCGUCUAGCUUGGAUUAUAUGACUUUGGCUAUUUUGCCGAAAAGUGGUCAGUUAGUUCAAAUGAGUGUUUCUGGCCGUAUUCACCAGCAGGAACUGUCUAGUAUUAUGGAUGCUGCUACUUCUGGAUGUCAGCAGAUUUAUAUGCAAAUGCAGGGUCUUUUGAGGGACCAUUUGUCAGCUCUUUCACUAUCAAUGUAUCAUCGAUUACUUUGA